GUUUGACAUUGACAGCUGACAACUAUUUGCAACUAACUUCACUUUAAAAAGUUCCUCAACCACGUGCGGUGUUUUUAUGUUUGAAACUCGUGUUAUGAAAUAAAGAAAAUGGGUAAAUUCAGGUCAAAAUUGAAGGGGAAAUCGAAAGGGAAGAGAUGGCAGAAGGGACAGUCAUCAAACUCCAACCCAAAAAUACAGAAAUACCGAGAGAUGGCAAAAUCCCGGUUUUUUCAGGAAAAUCUAGGCAGCACCGGUUUAACACAACAAGCUGUUUCUAAACACGAUGCCAUGAUGACUUAUGGACAUGCAUCACUGAAGAAGAAAUCGGAUGCUGAAAACGAGUUGCUCAUAGCUAAGGAGCUAGAGAAUAUGUCUAUGAAGAGUGGGGAUGAAGGUUCAGAGACUGAAUACUCUGAAUCCUUCAAAGCUGGCACUUACAAGACAUUUCAAACAUUUGCCUCUGACUGGAGCCAAUGUUCCAAUAUUAGUUUCAGCAAAUUACUUACAAGAUUUGACUCAAACAAUGGCCUCCACAAGGAAAUGUUAGCAGUAUUAGCUGCUGUGACGGAAGUAAUCAAAGAACAGGGAGGCAAGGAGUCCACCACUGAAUACUUUGCAGCUCUGAUGGAAACCCUAAAGUCAUCUGAAAUGGAGGAGAACCUAGUGGCAACAUUGACUCUAUUGUCUAUGGGUAUCAAGGCUGUACCUCCAGCAGUAUUGAGGAAGCAAUUCUCUGAUGCAGCGACUACAUUCAUGGAUAUAUUGGAGAAGAAUGAGCAGAGUGAAAAUGGGGCAUUGUUGAGGAGUGCCAUUGGUUGCCUCUCUGUGUUACUGAGGGCUCAGGAGUAUGCUCUUUGGGGUGAUUCUUCCACGAUGAGGGUCUUUGAGUCCAUCCUUGCAUUCUCACUACAUUCUAAGCCUAAGGUACGUAAAGCAGCUCAGCAUGCAGUUACAUCAGUACUACGCGGCAGCUGCUUCAUGAUCCCAUCUGAAGAUCAGAAAGUUAAGGUACCAAAACUCCAUCCGGGUUCAAACCGUGUCGCUGAAUUUUGUCUGUCUCAGAUCAAAGCUGAAGCUUUGUUGGCUGGACAUCGAACGGUUUUACACACACUGACGAUGCUCAGAGACGUAUUGCCUGUAUUCAGCAAGGAUUAUAUCAAGUCGAUCUGCGAGGCGAUACUCUCCCUAAUGACACAUAACAACGUCUAUAUAAAGACGUGUUGCCUACAUACGUUGCACGCGUUAUUCUCAAGUAGUCGAGACUCAAGCAAUAUGACUGCGUCUCUAGCAGUACAGCUGACGAGGGCGUUAAUGGCCGCCCGCCCGCCAGCGAAUGACACGGGACAAGUUCUAGCUUGGGCGGCUGUGUUACAACAAGGAUAUUGCUGUUUGGCUAAUCUGGAUUUGAACCUGUGUGUGCCGAACUUGCCAGCGUUCGUGAAUAUCUGUGUCUCCGAGUUGUGGCUAUCUGACGUCGCUGACAUCAACUCCGCAUCCACUAACGCUUUGAAGGCAGUUCUAUUAGACUGUGUGAAGUUAGCGCUGGAUUCCGACGAGACGUUCAUCAAACACAAGUCUCAUAUCGACGCUAUCUUCAAGAGUAUCGGCACGGGCUUAGACAAUCCAUUCAACCAAGCUAUCCGCCAUGUUAUAAUGACUAUUGCUGUGUGUUUCGAGAUCGGCAAUGAAAAAGUUGCGAAUACAUUGGGACCUCUUUUGAGGAAACUCAACGAUCGUCGCGAGAGCCACAAUUUUGACAACGACAAGGAGGUUGAAUACGCAACUGGAUGCGCCAUUAAAUCCCUUGGCCCUGAAUUCGUACUUCGAAUAAUACCCUUACGAGACGGACCCGAAACAAUAAACUUAGAAAGAAGUUGGCUCUUACCCGUACUAAAAGAAAAAAUAACAAAUUCAAAUCUAAAAUACUUCGCUACAGAAAUCCUAGAAAUGGCAACGUUUUGUCGCAAAAAGUCCAGAGAAUUGACCCAAAUGAAGGAUGUACCCGGGUCACACACUUACGAAUUACUGUGCAAUCAAUUUUGGGCUUUAUUGCCAUCAUUUUGUAACAGUCCAAAGGAUAUUAAAGACAGUUUUAAAUCUAUAGCAAGGGUUUUAGGUAGCGUUUUGAAAGACAAUCCGGAGUUUAGGUUGUCUGUGAUGCAGGCUCUUAGGAAGCUCAUCACAUGUUCAGCUGAUAACGAAGAAGAUAAAAUGGAAUUGGGAAGGUUUGCGAAGAAUUAUUUGCCAAUUUUACUGAAUGUGUACAUGUCGCCUGCGAAGGGAAGUUAUGCUGAGGGUCAUAGAUUGGCUGCUUUAGAAACUAUACAGGUAUACCUCACAAUAAGCCACCAAACACUACGCGAAGAACUAUUCACAAACGCCUUACAACAGCUAGAAACUUCAAAGGAAAAUCACUUCCAAAGGGAAGCGAUUCUAGACAUCAUAAGGACGUUAGUCCUAUAUCAAACAAGCGAACGCAUAGCGAAACUUUUCGACGAAUGGGUAUACCCACUUUGCGAAACAGUCCUAGAAGAUCCUAAAAAACAUAAAAAGGCUAAAAAAGAGAAUAAAAUGGAGACAGAGAAUGGAGAAGGAGGAGAAGGAGAAAAGAAGAGUGAAUUGAAAUAUAAAGAGAAAUCUAAACUUCUUGAAAUGGAACACAAGAAGGCUUAUAGGAUAUUAGAAGAGAUAUUUAAAAGUGAAAAAGAGAGUUGUAAAGAGUUUUUGAAAGAGAAUUAUAAGAAGAUUAAGAAGUUACUUAUGUCUUCCUUGAACAAAGUCGCUGAUAGUAGCAAAGCUGCUAGGUUAAGAUGUAUAGAACAUCUUAUCAACACGACGCCGUUCUUGAACGCGGAGAGCAAGUUAUUGAAGAGCGCCAUUGCAGAAUCUGUGAUAUGUACUAAAGACAUCAAUAGCAAAUGUAGGCAAUGCGCUUUCAACCUUAUAAACAGUGUUGGAAACGUUCUGAAGUCACAGGAAGGAGGCAUGCAAGCGUUCGUGAACAUGCUAACAUCUGGUCUCUCGGCGCCCCUACCUCGCAUCGUCAGCGCGACUCUCCGCGCUAUAGCAUCAGCGUUGUUCAACUUCUCCGAAGACAUGGGGCUGGAGACGGUCCAGGGUCUACUGGAAACCGUAGUGGAACACAUGACGAAUAAUAACAGGGAGAUCGUGGCUGCUUGCAUGAGUUUCUUGAAGGUAUAUACAAAAGUGCUACCAACAGAUGUCCUAGCGGGCAGUCUGCCAGUGAUUUUCAAAGCCCUAUCCACAAUGCCAGAAGACUGCAAGAGACAUUCCCGGCUGGAGAUAGGAUACUUCCUAACGAAGAUGAUGAGGAAAUUCGGAGCUGAUACUGUUGAGAAACUGAUUCCACCGACCGAUGAGGUCAUGUUGAGACGGCUGAGGAAUAUCCGGAAGAUGGAUAAUAGAAAGAAGAGACAGAAGGAGAAUCAGAAGGACCAGUCAGAUGAUUCCGACACUGAUAUGCCAAUCAAGGGCACAUCCAAAACAUUAGAAGACAUUCUCAAAGACUCUGACUCCGAAAUGGAGUUCUUGGAUGAAGAGGAUGAUAAGCCAAGACCUAAAGUCAAGAAGAUGACCAAGACAAAGGCCAAAAACCAGGCCUGGAUCGAGGACGACCCAGAGAAUAUUGUGGACUUGGCUGAUGUUUCAGCUUCUAGGAAGAUUACAGCAACCGACCCAACACGUAAACAGAAGGCAUCAGAAGUUAAGGCACAGAAGAAGAAGGAUGGUGGCUUCAAGACUGCACCUGAUGGCAGAUUGAUCAUCACUGAUGAUGCGUUCGAUAAUAAUGAUGAUGAUGACACCCCAAGACCGAGUGGGGAUAUUGACACGGAUACUGAUGAUACUGAUGCCGAAAAAGAAUCGAAACCCUCAAAACUGCUCAAGCCCGGUGCCAAGCGCCGUUACGACGAUAUCCUCAGCUUGAAGAGCGGCAAGUCCAGCAGGAGUCGAGCGUCUACAGUCACUGUUGGAUCUAAGUACAAGGCUGGAGGCAAGGGUAUCCAUAGGCCACUAGGAUCGGCUGCGUCAGUGGCUUCAGGCGCUGGAUCAGAAUACAGAGCGAAGAAAGCGAAGGGUGAUGUAAAGAAACAAGGCAAACACGACCCCUACGCGUAUCUACCACUAUCUAGGAAGAAUUUGAAUAAAAGGAAAAAGGCUAUCACAUCGAAACAGUUUAAAGGCGUUGUCAAAUCAAAAACUAAAUUGGGGAAGAAUAAGAAGAAAUAAGAGUGGAAAUAAUUAUAGUGAAAUAAUUUAAUUUUUAAGGUCGUUUUAAUUAUUGUUGACAGUUCUUAGUUGAUUUUGGACUAUAUUCAAAAGGAUUUAAGCUGAUAAUUAUAUUGUAAUGUUCAUCAGACCUGGCUUUAAAAAUAAGUAUGUAUAAACGCUUUACUAUUAAAACGAACUGUAAACAAGAUCUACGAAUCUUAUAUAUUUUCAUACUGCGGGCAAAAUUCCAUUGCUUGUAAAUGCAAUUAAAAAAGUAAC
This is a messenger RNA of Spodoptera exigua (beet armyworm), 4509 nucleotides long. Lineage: Eukaryota; Metazoa; Arthropoda; Insecta; Lepidoptera; Noctuidae. The record is from the annotation of a GenBank genome assembly.